Talaromyces stipitatus ATCC 10500 is the source of this 984-nucleotide messenger RNA. RefSeq lists its product as uncharacterized. The transcript is spliced from 2 exons. The coding region runs from base 1 to 984 and encodes 327 amino acids. Lineage: Eukaryota; Fungi; Ascomycota; Eurotiomycetes; Eurotiales; Trichocomaceae. The record is from RefSeq and is a predicted model, not a curated record.
AUGUCGGACCGGGCUGACAAGAUUCGAGAUCUGUAUCUCAAAGGAAAGGAACUCUUUCCGCGCCAGACUAUGGAGGUCAUGGGGAAGAUACUUAAAGGAUACAAAACGGGGAAAUGUAAAAACGCAGAUUUUAUAAUUCCGGACUACGUUGAUGGAAACGAAAGUCCUCACCCUAACGAGGUUACUUUAGAUCUGGGAUACCACGUGCAUGUAGAAGGAGCAAAGCUGAAGGCAAUGGGAUACGUCCCAAUUCAGAUGUUCCGAUUGGGUCUGGGGCACCAAAUUACCGUCUUGGAAUCGGACUUUGACAAGGCUUAUGCUCAAAAUUUGAAAGCUCCUAAAGCCCAUGAUAUCCAGGAGCUUGAAAAUUUGCGGGAUGAGGCCUACAAGAACUGGAUCAUGAAUCCCGCAAGAGACUCAGUGCAAGCUACACUCAAGGGAAUCAAGAUUGGAAAACUCAAGAAAGUCACGAAGAUAAUUGCAUUCGGGAAUGGCUCCUUGUGGUACGGCUGGAAAAGGGAGAUGGGCUUGAUUAAAAAUUUCGUGGCCCAACACGCUGUUAUACAAGAGAUACGGGAUUUCAUACAGAAAACCUGUAACCAGGAGGUUACUUGCUAUGCACAAGAGCCCAAGUAUACCCCAGCAGACGAGAAGGUGCUCCUUGCACAUUUCGGAAUCCAGCCAUUGGAAGAAAUAGAGGCGCUCCUACAAGUCGAUGAGAAAACACUUGUUUUCGCCAUGAACCAGGACAUGCCUCUUCUGCAAAUCCUUGCUGAUAUUUCAAAACCACCAGCUAUGAUCCUUUGCGGAGAGGUCAACAUAACUGAAAAGUUGGAAGAUUACGACAGUAAAAAAAUGUCUGCCUGUCCAACCUCUCCCAGGGUCCAAAGCCUCAUUCAUAGCUACCUCGAGCCGCUUAAAAUUGAUGAUACUGACUCGCUUUUCGAGAGUGGGAACAAGACAAGGCUCUAUGUUCUGAAAUGA